This is a messenger RNA of Entelurus aequoreus (snake pipefish), 2294 nucleotides long. RefSeq names its product major histocompatibility complex class I-related gene protein-like. The transcript has 4 exons. Gene Ontology annotation, cellular component: external side of plasma membrane. The record is from RefSeq and is a predicted model, not a curated record. The coding region runs from base 51 to 1334 and encodes 427 amino acids. NCBI's taxonomy places the organism in Eukaryota, Metazoa, Chordata, Actinopteri, Syngnathiformes, Syngnathidae. Gene Ontology annotation, biological process: immune response.
UCUGCCUCACACUUUUCCCCCACGUUCAGCACUUUGGCCACAGCCAGUCAAUGGCAUUAAAAGUGACAAACAUCUUUUUGUUUCGUGCCGACAUCAUGGACUUGUUUUUAUUCUUUCUUCUGGUCGUGCAAAUGCACAGCGUGACGCCUGUGAUUCACACGCUGCAGUAUUUCCACACUGCAUCCUCUCAAGUUCCAAACUUCCCAGAGUUUGUGAGUGUUGGUUAUGUUGAUGGAGUUGAGAUUAGUUACUAUGACAACAACAUCAGGAAAGCAGAAUCCAAACAGGACUGGAUGAACAAAAUCACAGCAGAGGAUCCAAAAUACUGGCAGAGACAAACAGAGAUCAAUGUUGGUAAUGAGUUUAGGGCCAAACACAACCUUGAAGUUCUUAAGAAGCGUUUCAACCAAACUGGAGGUGUUCACAUUUUUCAGAGGAUGUCAGGAUGUGAAUGGAAUGAUGAGACUGAUGAGGUUACAGGUUGGGAUCAGCACGGUUAUGAUGGAGAAGAUUACAUAUCGUUGGACAUGAAGACAUGGACAUGGACUGCAGCAAAACCACAAGCUUUCCCCACCAAACUCCAGUUGGACCAGGACAGAUUUGUACUAGACCAUGAAAAGUAUUAUUACACUGAGGAAUGUCCUUCUUACUUGAAGAAGUAUGUGAAGUAUGGGAAGAAGGUCCUAAUGAGAACAGAGCUUCCAGAGGUGUUCCUCCUCCAGAAGACGCCAUCCUCUCCAGUCACCUGCAUGGCGACAGGUUUCUAUCCCGACUUCGCCGACCUGUUUUGGAGGAAAGACGGCGAGCAGAUGUUGGAGGACGUGGAGCACGGAGAGCUGCUCCCCAACCACGACGGAACCUUCCAGAUGUCGGUGGAGCUGAAAGUGGAGGUGACGGCCGAGGUGGAGGGCAAGUACGAAUGUGUGUUCCAGCUGUCUGGCGUCAAGGAGGACCUGGUCACCAAGCUGGAGAGAAGAAGCAUCCUGAGCAACGCAAGCCAUGAAGGUGAGAAAGACACAUUUAGUUGGAGAUGUUUCCCAUCACAAGUCCACCUGUCACCAUUAUUGAUCCAUGUCACCAUGACAACGCUUGACGUCUGCAUGCAAAGUAGUCAUGAAGGUUUCCUCUUCAUGCUUUGUCACUCCACUUGUGCUUUUUUGCUCUCCACAGACAACUUGAGCGUCGCCCUCGCUGCCACGGCGGCGGUCGUCGCUGUGGCGGCCGUCCUGGCGGCCAUCAUCAUGGUCAUGGUCAGGCGUCACAGAAACAGACAAGGUGAGGGACACCAAUGUCCUCCGUCUUCUUCUUCUUCUUCUUCUCGGUCCAGGCCGUGAGUUGAUGCUUUCAUCCGGGCUGCAUGUUUUAGUUGCCUUCCAGCCAAACACUCAAAGAUCCACAGAGACAGAGCGCACACUCUCACAUAGAAACACGUGAGGAAAAAGUCCAUUUCACCUUGUUUCCCUUUCAUUUCAGCCCAGUACGAUCCAGCUCGUAAGUAAAACAUCUUUUCUUUGAGCCGCAAGAAACAAAGCCGUGGUGAAGCGUCACUCACAUGGAGGUCUGAUGUGGACCUUUGUUACAAGUUUAGCCUGAAAAUCCCAACUUGGGCUGACUCCUUCACAAUAAAAGAGCCUCCUGUGAGCACACGCAAUACAAAGUGUGGCAUAUCUCACGUUUGACAUGAGUCCUCAUGAUGAGGAUCAGCCAAAUGAGACCUCAAGUGUGCUGACUCAUCAAGAAGGUAUCCUAGUCAGGAAGUAGAAGAGCAGCACUCUGCUUCUUCAUGUUUCCAAGUCACACCUCAAAGAUCUGAUGUGAGUGACGAGGCACCUUCUGGAUGUUCUUCCUUCACCGUUUGCGUUUGUCCCGCAGCUCGCCACGGCGGCGUGGAGCUCUCCGAGAGGGUGGCGGCUGAAGGCUGAGUAAGUCUGCACCUCCAAAUGUUCUUGUGUGAAGAUGAUGUUCAACUUGGUUCUGUUGGGAAUGUGCUGAGUCAUCUUCUUCCUCCAGGAUGCUUUGUGCACUGGAACACAGAGAGAUGUCUCCAUCGCUGAGGGACGUCAUGGAGAUGUGCUUUGUUCUUCAUCCCACUGCUCCUCACGCUAUUCCAUCUAUUCUUCUUUGGCCGUUAAAAUACUUUCAACAUCAAACGUUGGUGGCUAUAAAAUCAUUCGGGGCUCACGUUUCAUGGCCUUGACAUCAUGACGAGGAUUUCUUCUUUCUUUGAAUGGCCGCUGCUUAUGAUCAAUAUCACAUUGUGUCACAUCUCUGUCAAUAAAUCCGUUUGUUCUCCA